GGAAGUGCGGCUGCUCCUCUGUCUGACUGCGAGCGAUUGACAAGAAGUGGUCAGAAAAUGCUAGAAAUGCACGGCCGAAAAUACGACGGUAAAUAAACAUACCGUGUCCGAACGCCAAAGCACACAUCUGAUUUACACCAGGACAGGAAAAGGGAGCAGAUUGUGUAGGAAAGAGAGCAUUGAACAGAUCACUGUGACUUAAUAUCCACACCCGUAAUAAGAACCGGAGAUUAUCUUCAAGAAGCCUAACAGAAUCAAAAAUGAACAUUCACGAUUCCGAGGUGUACACGGUGGCGCCGGAGAUGCCGGCCAUGUUUGACGGCAUGAAGCUGGCGGCGGUGGCCACGGUGCUCUACGUCAUCGUCCGGUGUCUGAACUUAAAAAGUCCCACAGCCCCUCCGGAUCUGACCUUUCAGGACACGGCGCUCUGCCACUUCAUACUGAAUUCCUGUCCCAUCCUGACCAAAGAGUACAUUCCUCCUCUGCUGUGGGGUAAAAGCGGUCAUCUACAGACAGCCCUGUACGGAAAGUUGGGUCGGGUUAGCUCUCCGCACCCGUACGGCCUGCGUAAAUAUCUGCCUAUGCAGGACGGGGCCACAUCGACGUUCGACCUCUUUGAACCCCUGGUGCAUCAUCAGACCCGAGAGGACGUCACAAUGGUGAUUUGUCCUGGCAUCGGGAAUCACAGCGAGAAGCACUACAUCCGCACGUUCGUGGAUUAUUCACAUAAACAGGGUUACCGCUGUGCUGUGCUCAAUCACCUCGGGGCCUUGCCAAACAUUGAGCUCACGUCUCCUCGCAUGUUCACCUACGGCUGCACAUGGGAGUUUGCAGCGAUGGUGGGCUUCAUAAAGAAGGCGUAUCCCCAAACCAAACUUAUCGUGGUGGGCUUCAGCCUCGGGGGAAACAUCGUUUGCAAGUUUCUGGGAGAGAACCGCACCAAUCAGGAGCGAGUCCUGUGCUGCGUCAGCGUGUGUCAGGGAUACAGCGCACUGAGGGCCCAGGAGACGUUUCUGCAAUGGGACCAGUGUCGGCGUUUCUAUAACUUCCUGAUGGCCGACAACAUGAAGAAGAUCAUUCUCUCCCACAGGAGCGUCUUGUUCGGGGUGAGCUCCACUAAAAUGGUGGAUGCAGAUUUGAGUCGACUGUACACUGCCACGUCUCUCAUGCAGAUCGAUGACAACAUCAUGAGAAAAUUCCACGGACACAACUCACUGAAGGAGUAUUACGAGAAGGAAAGCUGUGUUCAUUACAUUCAUAAUAUCAAUGUGCCUCUGCUGCUGGUGAACUCCGCCGAUGAUCCGCUCGUGCACGGCUCUUUGCUCACCAUUCCUCGCACACUCGCAGAAAAGAAAGAAAACGUGAUCUUCGCCCUGACGCUUCACGGCGGACACCUGGGUUUCUUCGAGGGCGCCGUGCUGUUCCCUCAGCCCCUCACCUGGAUGGACAAGGUCAUCGUGGCUUACGCAAACGGCAUCUGCCAGUGGAAGAAACAGAAGCCGGCGUGCCAGAGUCAAGGCGCCCAUUCCAGCGAAACCAAAUGCCAAGACACUACAUCCUAAUCGCCCUCGUCUCCAUUUCACCGCACAGAGAACGUUCUCACCACGCACAUGAUCCCACGCCACCAACUUCAAAGUCAGUGGGCAAAACCCUUUUUUAUUGAGCAUCACCGUUUAUUGACCACCCGAAUCGCAAUUACUUGAACAUUUCUGAAGGAGAAAACGGAAAAAGGCGCUCGAUGACCAAAAACGAAAAAGCUGGGUAGAGAAGGCACCGUUUUAGAUUUACUCGAGUUUUACAUCGAUACAAUCUGCCCUCUAGUAGGAAACGUUGAAAACCGGUUCGUUUUUGACCGCCGUAGAGCUCAAGCACAGCCAGAGGAGUCUCAAUAAAACAUGCCCGAGUCACAUUUCACCCCAAACUUCAAAAAACAAAUAUAUUUGUAAAUGUUAGAAAUGAUUUAUUUGCGUAAACAAAAUACAGCCUGUUUUUAGGACGCAGUCUAUUUGCACCAUAAUACUUUAAAUCUUAUAAUAAUAAUAAUGUUGUUAUUAUUAUAUCUUAAUUCUUUUCAUCAUUUUUUUUCAUACUCUAGUUACCAUAAUUUCCCCAGGUGUUUACAGUAUUUUCAUUAGUUUUUGUGGUUAUUCUCGAUAGAUUACCAUUGCAGUAAAACAGUAUUGAUUUAUUCUUAUUUUAAUUACCGUAAAUGAAAUGCUGCAAAGUACAAUACAAAUGACUUUGCUACUAAAGUAUUUUUCUCCCAUAUUACACUUUUUGAUAUACAUACUGUUUUUGCAUUACGGUAAUUCGAUGAGUUCUAAUGUGAUAUAGACUUUAUUUAGUUUAUGCAAAGUACUAUUUUCUAUUUCUUUUGAGUCUGGGGUGAUUUACGACCGUGCACGCGUUUUUGAGAUUCACCUCCACGUUAAUAAAGCCACACUGCUUACUUCACCGUACACAAAAUAGCUGUCUUUAUAGAAAGUGGCCGUUACGCAGGCACUGUGUGCUUAUGGAUACGACAGGCCCGUCACGCGGCUGCACAUUAUUGUGUGACAUUAGAACUAACACGGACACUUCAGAAACUUUACUGAUCGUGGAUCUGUGUACCAGGCCUUGCGAGUUCAAUCCAAAAACGUUCCUCGUCAUUUUUGUUCGAGCACUUUUAUAUAACAUUUGCCACACGAUUUGUUUCGAGUACGAGCUGAGGGAGAGAGAAGACAUCCAUUCAGUGACUCAAUGAUCCCUUCUGAUCACCUGAUCACGUGUUCGUUUCUCACCAGGCGGUUUUAGUUGUGAGAUCUCAUUCCGUGAAAAUCCAACACCUGUGGAAGUAGAACAGUUAAAAGAGAAGCAGCAGAAGUCGCUGCUGCAGUAUUUGUUGAAACUGUAGAAUUGUAGAUCGUGUCAAGUGUUGAUUUGGGACCCAGUGGGAGACGACUGUGCAUUGUGCAUUUGAAUGUCUGUGAAAGCUGGACACUUACAGGUAUUUAUGGUUUUCAUUUUCUUCACGUUGCUUUUGAAUUCCGUGCAGUUAUUUGUAAUUUUGCUGUUUGCGUGUUUCUCGGGCGACAUGAACGGAAACAACACUGUCUGGAACAGACUUGUAAGAGGCGGUGUCAAAUGCGACAAAAAACAACAAUUGAAAUUUGAAGGGAAUGUUUAAAGAGAUGUUUCCAAAGGGCCUGUGGAGAUUAUCAACACCUUUGCCGAAGCAGUUUAGAACAGACGUUUGUUAAAGGGACACAAGGGUAAAUCUCGUAAAAUUAUGUCUGGGUCACUUUCUCACCCCGGAAUCAAACUCGGAAAACAUCGAACUCAAAUAUUCACAAUUCAAAGUCUUAAUGUAAUAUUUUUUUUCUCUAUUCUCCUUAAUUCUGUUUGAAUUCUAAAUGCUCCCUUUUUUUACAACGCACUUUAUCGGCAAAGUGAUACAUCAAUUGUAUUAUCGCGGAGUAAAGACGCCCCCUAGAGGAAAUUGUCUGUAAAAGCACAAAGUCAUUUGACACUGACACAACAUUUUUAGGAAAUACAAAUGAACAUGCAGAAAUUCAGUAUUACUUAUUACAGAAAUAUACUGUAGCAUCAAUCCUUGUUACUUUCAUCUUGUCAUGGCCUCGACUUUGACUUAUUUUAAAAGUAUGUUAUUAAUCCAAAAACAGCUGUUUGGUUGUCAUUUGCUGGACUUUUUCCCAUUGGUCUGAUCCGUUUGGCUUUUUACACCAGCACAGCUUCAAUCUCUGCUGUAUGUCGAUCCAGUUUGCCUUUCAGAAUGUCUCCCACUUACUUUUUUUGCACAGAUACUAAUGGCUUAUGAUGUACAUCCUUAAGAAGUUAACACAUGUUUUUGUUCGUUCUUGUUUUUGUAUGUUGCAUUUAUUUCUCUGUGGUUAUUUUUAUUUUGUUGUGUACAGAUGUAUGUAUGUAAAUGUGUGUCGGUCGAAUUUUUGCUUCAUAUCACCACUUAUGAACGAACGAAACUAAGAGCACAUGCAAGUUAAAUAUGUUCAUUUGAUGUUUAGAAAUGAUUUGCUUCCCGUUUAUGGAAACCAGGGAACGUUCAUUUGUUUGGUGAUCAGCAAUAAUGUUUUUUUCUCUUUUUCUCCAAGCCAAGAUGAGUUGAUAAGCUCAAAAACAUUGUGUCAAAUGGAGUGUAGAGAAAAUAUAUUCACGCUGCGGUCACAAAAGAGAUUUGAGAAAAAAUGCCCCGAGCAAUAGCAUCAACGUUAAUAUUCGUUUUUUUCUGGCUGUGUUAAAGAUGUAAAUUGCGUUUUCGCAGGAUAUAAAGUGGAAUAUUCACAACCUCAAUGACACUGCCCACUUAAUCUCAGUUGUAAGGGAUUAUUUCACAAAGAUCACUAAAUCCGUUCCUGCAAUUCUGACCCACUUUCUCAUCAGUUUAUUGUGUUUGAUGGGUGGUUUUUGGAUGUCGUCUUCCCCGCAAAGCAAAUAACAUUCAACAUGAGAUCGGAAUCACUGGUGUGUUUUUAUUUUGGAAACGCAACGGUGUGUGAUUGAAUAAUUUAUAAUUGAGAAUGGUUAUUGUGUCCAAAAAAGAAAUAAAA
Messenger RNA from Triplophysa rosa, 4565 nucleotides. RefSeq names its product abhydrolase domain containing 2, acylglycerol lipase a (gene abhd2a). Lineage: Eukaryota; Metazoa; Chordata; Actinopteri; Cypriniformes; Nemacheilidae. The transcript is spliced from 11 exons. The record is from RefSeq and is a predicted model, not a curated record. Gene Ontology annotation, molecular function: monoacylglycerol lipase activity; acetylesterase activity. Gene Ontology annotation, biological process: medium-chain fatty acid catabolic process; steroid hormone receptor signaling pathway; acylglycerol catabolic process. Gene Ontology annotation, cellular component: sperm plasma membrane; sperm flagellum. The coding region runs from base 261 to 1562 and encodes 433 amino acids.